AUGGCCAAGGGUGGGUAUACCUCUUUGUAUGUCAUGGACAACCAUGCCACCCACCCUCCAGUGCCACCCAGGCUAAGCCAGGGGCGACAGCAUGCCAGUGUGGGACAGACCCUACUGUUCAUCCUGAUGAGCGUGGCAUUGUGCGGCAUGACCAUAGAGGCCUGUCUCAUCUACCAUCUCUACCAAACUGAAUCUGUCACCUUAGCGUCAUCCUCUAAGAUCAUCACAGUCUCUCUUUCUUUCUUUCCAGAUGGACAAGAUGUAGUUCAUGCAAAAGACAUUAUGGCAUGGAGCACAGAUGCAGACCCUCUCCUCUAUGAAAUGGACUACAAAGACAGAAGUCUUGUCAUUCAGAAGGAGGGGUAUUACUAUGUCUACUCCAAAGUUUCCUUCUCAGACAACGAUGUAUUUCAUCAUCUUGUUGAUUUGCGUACUGAAAAGUUUACUGGGAAAAGUAUUAACCUCUUGAAGUCCAGGAAAUAUUCCAAUCUUUCCAAGCAUUCCUCUUACAAACAAUCCAACAGUUACUUGGGUGGAGUGUUUCACCUCUCCAAAGGUGAUGCCAUUUUUGUGAAAGUGAGCAACACCUCAAAAAUUGUGCAACAGAAACCGUCUGAUAAUGUCUUUGGUGCAUAUAUGAUAUGA
Molecule: messenger RNA, 645 nt
Organism: Thunnus maccoyii (southern bluefin tuna)
Lineage: Eukaryota; Metazoa; Chordata; Actinopteri; Scombriformes; Scombridae
Product: tumor necrosis factor ligand superfamily member 14-like
Exons: 3
Coding region: 1-645 (214 amino acids)
Biological process (GO): immune response
Cellular component (GO): membrane
Molecular function (GO): tumor necrosis factor receptor binding
Source: RefSeq, a predicted model, not a curated record